Molecule: messenger RNA, 1041 nt
Organism: Aspergillus viridinutans
Lineage: Eukaryota; Fungi; Ascomycota; Eurotiomycetes; Eurotiales; Aspergillaceae
Product: alpha/beta hydrolase family protein
Exons: 1
Coding region: 1-1041 (346 amino acids)
Molecular function (GO): carboxylic ester hydrolase activity
Source: RefSeq, a predicted model, not a curated record
AUGACAGCUUCCGGCAAAAUCAUCGGUCUACGAGUCCUCACAUUGCAAGCAGCGGGCAUGGGUUCACCCUGGCAGCCACCACCUUAUGCAGCCGAGGGUGUCACUUGCGUCCCUCUCACGCUCGGCAAGGCGUUGUACAGAGUAGCAGCAGAACUAACCCUACCAGCCUCUGCUGGGUCUUGCCAGAAAUACCCCUGUAUCGUAUUCAUCGGCGGCUCCGGCCCCAUGGACAAAGACUCCACCAUUGGCGCCCUGAAACCAUUCAAGGACAUGGCUCUUGGUCUCUCAAGUCGCGGUAUUGCGUCUUGCCGGUUCGACAAGUUUACAUGCACGCUUGCUGGGAGAUUCCUCACGCGCAACACAACAGCCUCGCUUACAGAUGAAUACAUCUAUCAUGUCAGGCAUGCUAUCCGCAAGGUCCGUCAACAUCCUAACGUCGAUCACGGCAAGAUAUUCCUCCUGGGCCAUAGUUUGGGCGGGUUAAUCGCUGCUCGCCUUGCAACAGCUGAGCCCUCAGUAGCAGGCUGUGUUCUUAUGGCGUGUCCGGCGCAACCGCUGUACAGGUGUGCUAUUCAACAACUGCGGUAUUUCAAGGGUCUCGACGAGUGUGGUGGCCAACCUUCCAGCGAUGAGCUAAGUAAUACAAUUGAGACAAUUAAGGUGCUGGAAAAACAAGCAGAGCUUGCAGAUGAUCCAUCUUUGACCCCAUCAACACCAGCAAGCCAACUACCAUUUGGUCUCGGCCCUGCAUAUUGGCUUGAAUAUCGUGAAUUCGAUCCAAUUCAGUCCCUGCAGAGAUCAGAGUGUCCUGUCUUGGUUCUGCAGGGUGCACGGGAUUAUCAGGCUACCGUCAACGAGGACUAUGCGGCGUUCUAUGCAAAGUUCCAGGAUCGUCAGAAUGUCCACUUUAGGCUGUAUGAGAAGUUAAAUCACUUGUUUGUACCGGGGGAGGGGAAGUGUACUCCGGCCGAGUAUGAUAUUGGAGGAAGUGUGCAUAUGGCUGCUGUGGAUGAUAUCGAGCGAUGGGUUAAGAGCUGUUGA